UCACAAGAUGGGUAAGCGGCAUGUAGUGUGGGUGGCUGGGGGUAGCCAAGCCAGGCGCAGUACCCUUUACCGAGAACUUAGACAGCGUAGAGCGUUAUCCUCACGAUACAUAGAUCCGCCGACUACCUUAUCCUGGAACGCAGCUCCUCACUACGUCUGUCCAGCUUUGACACUUGCACUUAUCCGCCGUUGUCGUAUCACAGGAAACAGUACUCACAUCCAUCAUGCUCCUCACCAUCUUCGCACUCUUGGUCGCUGCCACACAAGCACAAAAUAGCACAACAGCAUCAGUGACCCAGAUCGCAGUCUAUCCGCCCUUCCCCAUCCGCAGUGACACUAACAUGCGACACACCCAACGAGCCUACGGUGUCUCGCUCAUCACCGCCAUAUCCUCCACAACGUUCGUAUAUGCGAUAUCCUGCUCACCCUGGACCACCAUGACACGAUUCAACGACGUGUGCGGUACUUCCUAUGUACCCGAGGUCAUUACCGUGACAGAGAGUCCGGACGAGUGGCACUGGAGCGCCCAGGGCAAGAGUCUGGUGUGUUCGAAUCUGCGCGAGAAGACGAAAACUUGCACGAGUGUUACCAACUCGCUCGGGAGCUAUAUUGCGCCCGGCACCCAAGACGGGCUUCUGAUAGGGUUCUUGGAUUAUUUCACUACGAUGACGCCGGUUGCUGUGAAUUUGACAGCGGGAUUUGAGAAUGUGCCUGCGACUUUGCUUGCGAGUCUCGAGGAUGAGGCGGCGGGACUUGCGACUAUCGAGACGAGCAGCUCGUCAGUUACGAGUCUUUCUGUGUCAUCUAUGGGGUCUUCUUCUGUCACCGCCCCGGUCUUGUCAGGGCCGACAGGUGCUUCGUCUACGGGUUCUACCCCUGCAGAGACUGCUUCUGCCGGUGCAGCUCCUAAAGGUAUGGGCGUGGUUCGUCGCGAGAUGCUAUUUGGUGCAGCUGGUGCAGUCGGAGCUGGCAUCUUCGGUCUUUGAGUGCGAUAGCAUUGGUUCGAUGUGAUCAUUUACCUUAUCAUACAGUGGAU
Messenger RNA from Boeremia exigua, 1036 nucleotides. RefSeq lists its product as uncharacterized. The record is from RefSeq and is a predicted model, not a curated record. The transcript is spliced from 2 exons. NCBI's taxonomy places the organism in Eukaryota, Fungi, Ascomycota, Dothideomycetes, Pleosporales, Didymellaceae. Bases 225 to 986 code for a protein of 253 amino acids.